AUGUCACGCACCCUCUCAGUCAAAGCCCAAAUAGAGAUCAUGGCAUCACCAACCGUUGUCCGAUCAGUCUUCCUCGGAUUUGAUCGAUAUCAACAAUGGCAGCAAGGAUGGGAUAUUCGGCUUGCCGACUCAGGCAAGAAGCCACUUGAACUCAAGUCGGGAGACAAGAUCAGAGUAUCGAUGCACGGGAUGGUAUUCAACCCAGUCGUGAUAACGAAUGACCCUGAAUGCUUCACAUGGGAGGGUUCAAUCCCAUGGAUUGUGAAGGGCAGACAUUACUUCUCCUUCUCUCCGAGUAAGGAAAAUCCAGGAGGCACAACUUUCAUCCAGUCAGAGGACUUUUCAGGGGGGGUUGUUACCUUGUUUGGGUCCUGGUUUAAGACGGAUCAACCGAACGAGAAUUGGAAUGCCUUUAAUGUGGCGUUGAAGAAGGAGGCCGAGAAAUGCACGAAUCCGUCAUGA
Molecule: messenger RNA, 462 nt
Organism: Fusarium keratoplasticum
Lineage: Eukaryota; Fungi; Ascomycota; Sordariomycetes; Hypocreales; Nectriaceae
Exons: 3
Coding region: 1-462 (153 amino acids)
Source: RefSeq, a predicted model, not a curated record